Messenger RNA from Eupeodes corollae, 1302 nucleotides. RefSeq lists its product as uncharacterized. The transcript has 2 exons. The coding region runs from base 140 to 1240 and encodes 366 amino acids. Gene Ontology annotation, cellular component: nucleus. Lineage: Eukaryota; Metazoa; Arthropoda; Insecta; Diptera; Syrphidae. The record is from RefSeq and is a predicted model, not a curated record.
GUUUGACAGCACUUAAAUGUUCCCCAUCCCAUAGUAAAUACAAACGGUGCUAAUCACGACAGUCAAAAACAGCUGACAAUGAAUAAAAACUAAAAUAUUUCACAAAUCGGAAUAAACUUGAUUCCACACCAAAGAAAUAAUGUUUGUCACGAAAAUAAUUCAACGUUCUUUCUACACAGUCCCAACUAAAUACGUCCGCCGCAAAGCAAAUCCUGGCAUCGGAAUACAAACACAAGUUUUUCGAAGAGAAGGCAUUUAUGACCGAAAUGAAAAUUUGGAGGACGAUUUCGAUGAUUUAGAAACCGAUUUUAUGCAAGUAAAUAAGACACAUAAACAACAUGAGCGUGAAAUGCUAGAACACAAGGAUCAGAUACGUUCAUGGGUGGUAAAGAAUAAAUAUUUCAAACAAAAACAACCCAACUUCCUAACCUACACGGAAAAGGAACAAAUAAAGUUGUUACACUCCCGGGAUUCUCAGGAAUGGACUGUUGAAAGAUUAGUAGAAAGUUUCCCAGCUACACCGGAAAUUAUACAUAAAAUCAUUCGAUCAAAAUGGAUUCCAAGAUCAGCAAAAAGAAUAAAAGAUCAUGACGAAAGUGUGAUUAGAAACUGGGAAAGUUUUAAGAAGGGCGAAUUUCCCCAGAUCGACCGCCACUUAAAAGAGCAUCUAAUGAAGUUUUCGGCUAGAAAGAAGGAAGAUGUAGAAAAUCUUGCUACAGGUUGGUCCCCACGAGAGCCACUACCAAGGCCGAAAAGAACAGAUUUUUUGAGUUUAAUUACAAGUUGCAAGGGUUAUGCCGACAAGGAGCCCGAGCCCUCACAGACAAUGCUUACCGAUCCAAGGAGCAAACAUUUAUCUAAGCUUCCCUCAGCUGAUGAUGAAGAAACCUACCUUACGGAUAAGAUCAAAGAUAAACGAACCAUGCGUCUGCAUGAACUAAAAACUUUGAAGCUCAGAGGUGAGGAUGCAACAUCGGUUGUUCGCUUCGACAACCCAAGUGGAACAGGCAUCGUCUCAACGGAAAAACAAUUUUCUUUAGAAAGAUAUGCCACCAAUGAAAUUGUUGUUAGCAGCGAAGACAUGCGGAAAUACGAAAUGACUAAAGUCAAGGACAAAAUCUACAUUCCGAGAAAGCUAAGGAAAAAAGGAGCCACUUACAAAGUGGAAGACUGCUACUAUGAUGAUGAUGGAGAGCUAUUGUAUCGAGUACCUGGCAUGACGGGAUUGGGUAGGAAAUAGUUUAUUUUUGUUUUGUUUUUGAUGAAAAAAUAAAAAGUUACGAAAUAUUUAUCAACAUUAAA